GAGCAGAAGGAAGAUGACGACCUGUCAAAAGCAGAUGAUGCUAUUCAUGAUUCUGAGCUUUUACCAAAGGAGAGUUCUGCACCACUUCCUCUUUCUGUUAGAAGAGCAAAGCAGUUGAUUUCGCUGUAUACCAUGGCACAAAAUCCAAACAUGACCCAUUUGAAGAUAAGCAAAGCGGUUGUGCUUCCUCCCCUCUGGAUACGAUGUGACAGCUCUGACCCCAAACAUACUUGUUGGCUUGGGGCAGAGCCUCUCAAAACUGGAGACAAAGUCACAGGAAUCUCUUUGCACACAGUUACAUGCCAUGGUCCUACUGCUGAUAAAACCUGUUUUGGUGAUCUUGCAAAGCUCAAAAUGGCACACAAAACCAGACAUCACUCAUCUGUGGUGAUGACAAAAGGUUUUGCUCAAUAUGAACUUUUUAGAACUGCUGCAAUAGAGGACACGCUGGCUGAAUCUAAAAGCAACAUAUAUAUUGAUCUUGCAUGGAAUACUGUGGACAAGAUUCUGCAGACUCCCCCUCUCACUUCAACUGCCACAUUGAAUAUUACGCUGGAGUGUGGGGACCCCAGAAGUCCUGUGUAUCAGCUAUAUACAGAACUCCAGUUUCUUCUUGCUUUGGCAGAAGGUUUGAAGACGGGGGUGACUGAGUGGCCUGAGCCCUUAGAAUCUGAAUCAGCAGUUGAGCUUGUCCGGGAGUUUCUGACUGAUUUAAAAAUGAAACUGGAUGGGUUCUGCACAUCAGGAAACAAGAACGAAGCAGAGAAAAUUAAAUGUGAUACUGCAGCAGUGGACAGUUCAAUAAAAUCAAUCUUCAGUGAGCGAGGAGACCUGGAUUUUGCUGAGCAAUUAUGGUGCAAAAUGAGAAGCAUCAGUUCUUAUCAAGAAUUGGUAGAAUGUUUCACAUUGGUGAUAAGAUCCCUGGAACAUGACGAGAUACAGCCAUGGAUUCAUCAAGGGAGUAGCAGUUUGCUAAGUAAAUUGAUUCAACAGUCUUAUCAUGGAAAGAUAGAUGGAGUUUCCCUCACUGGUGUCACUCCAAUUCAAAUGCUCUUGGAGAUUGGUUUGGAUAAGAUGAAGAAGGAUUAUGUCAGUUUUUUCAUAGGUCAGGAACUUGCAACCCUAAACUCCUUGGAUUACUUCAUUUCCACAUCACUAGAUCUACAAGAGCAAGUUCAUCGUGUUCAAAAACUUCACCAUAUGCUGGAAAUAAUGGUCAGCUGUACAGUCUUACUACAGUUUAAGCAUGAUAACCUCUUCCCUUUGACGCAAACGUGCAUCAAGUAUUAUAAGGAAAACCCUCUAAAUGAGAAGCAUGCCUUUCAGCUGCCGAUCAGACCAGCCCUCGUCAAGAAGUUCUAUCAGAAUGACCACCCAGAAGUAUGGAAGGUGGACAUAAGUAGUGGACAUGGACAGAAGGAAGUUAAAACAACAUGGCAAGUUAGUACUAAUCCCCCGGCUGAACAUAUGACAUCCAACAAUAUAGGUCUUCUGUGUGAGUCCACAGUUAACGGAGAGAGUGAAGAAAGAACGUAUUUUGUUACAACGGCUAAAUGCAGUCAGGUGCAUUUCACAUAAAUGCAUAUUGCUCUACAGACAGGCAUU
Messenger RNA from Tinamus guttatus (white-throated tinamou), 1605 nucleotides. RefSeq names its product zwilch kinetochore protein (gene ZWILCH). The record is from RefSeq and is a predicted model, not a curated record. NCBI's taxonomy places the organism in Eukaryota, Metazoa, Chordata, Aves, Tinamiformes, Tinamidae. Gene Ontology annotation, cellular component: RZZ complex. Gene Ontology annotation, biological process: mitotic spindle assembly checkpoint signaling; protein localization to kinetochore.